Molecule: messenger RNA, 1266 nt
Organism: Sclerotinia borealis F-4128
Lineage: Eukaryota; Fungi; Ascomycota; Leotiomycetes; Helotiales; Sclerotiniaceae
Source: the annotation of a GenBank genome assembly
AUGCCUACCAAUGCACAAUUCGAUGUUAGGGAAGAUAAUCAGCGAAAGCGGAGAGUCCAUAAAAAGUCACGAAAGGGAUGUCGGAACUGUAAACUACGGAGAGUCAAGUGUGACGAGACAAGACCAAAUUGUUUGAAAUGUAAAGAUUACGGAUAUGCAUGUAGUUAUGACUCCAAAACGCCAGAUUUAGAGUCUGUCUAUUCUGCAACAUCUAAAACGAUGGAAGCACUCAUUGGACCUAGACAAUUCUCAUGGUCUAUCACUCCCACUCCAGCCACACGAAAAUCCAGCAUCCCUAUCACUCUAGAACCGUCCUGCAUCAUCGGCGACGACAUCUCAUUUUUUGAGCUAGAUAGACAAAGCCUCUAUCGGUUAGAUCGCUUUCGUUACCGAACCGUCCUUUCACUCGGGACACCUACUGCUGCUGGUGUAUUCCAAGAAUUUUCACACACUAUGGCCUGUGCCCAUCCCUUUCUCAUGCACGCGCUUCAAACCCUAACUGCCUGUCACGAUCGAUACCUUACUCUUCAAGUAGCGACAUCCUCACAGCGCACACCAGUGGAAGCCUACCAUCUCUCUCGCGCCGCAUCUCUCUUUAAUCAGAAGCUUUGCGCACCCAUUGCAAAUCAUGAUAAGGAUGCUUUAUGGGCCACAGCAGCACUUCUUGGUGUUGUAGCCGUGUCAUCAAUUGAAGCUUCCUCGCCCUAUGAGGCGUGGCCUCUCACCCCAUACGCAGAUACCGAUCUCUAUUGGUUACGCAUGAGCGAGUCUAAAACCGUGGUCUGGGAGCUCACGAAUCCUAUGCGUGAAGAUAGUAUUUUCCACGUUCUCUCUACCGAGUACCACAAUACUCACUCCAAACGUGACGAGCAUCUUGAUCUUUCGGCUCUCCCCAUUCAUUUCGUGGAACUGUUCGAUUUAAACGAAUAUUCUACCGUUGCGAACAACCCAUACUACUCGACGAUCAUAUCUCUGGAGAGAAUUUUGCACAUUGAAUGCGAUCGUACAGCCAUGUUAUCAUUCCUUGGAUUCCUGACCCAUAUGUCACCUAGAUACAAGAUUCUCUUGAAAAUGAAAGAUCCGCGAGCUUUACUGCUAUUAUCCUAUUGGUAUGGGAAAGUCUGGAAACUGGUCUGGUGGGUUGAACGAAGAGCGAUUUUAGAAUGUCAGGCUAUAUGUAUCUGUCUGCAGAGAUAUCAUGCAGAUGAUACACUUAUACAAGAAAUGCUGUCGGUUCCAAAAAGGGAAUGCGGUCUGGUUGAUUAG